AUCGGAUUCUGGAAGGAGAAGACGCUUGGAAGCUGAGGAUUAAAUGCUGAGGUCGUGAUGACGUCACCGUCCUCUGGAGAAGAAGUGACCCAUGACCUCGGUACUGACCCCUCAUUGUCCCCUACCCUUCCCCUCGGGAGGGACAAAUGGAGGAAGAAGGCAGACUUCCUGCUGUCCGUCAUCGGAUUUGCCGUUGAUCUCGGAAAUGUCUGGAGGUUCCCUUACAUCUGCUACCAGAAUGGAGGGGGGGCCUUCCUGCUUCCUUACGCAUUGAUGGCAGUCUUUGGGGGGGUCCCCUUGUUCUUCAUGGAGCUCUCCUUGGGACAAUUCCACCGACUGGGGGCCAUCCCUAUCUGGAAACACAUCUGCCCUAUCUUCAAAGGAAUCGGCUUUGCCAUCUGUGUGAUCAACCUCUACGUCUCCUUCUACUACAACACCAUAAUCGCCUGGGCCUUGUUCUACUUCUAUUCCUCUUUCACUUUGACCCUCCCAUGGGCCCAGUGCGGACAGCCCUGGAACACUCCGGAUUGCACCACUUACAAUGACACCUGGGGAAACGCCUCCAAGUCCCCCGCUGAGGAGUUCUACACGCGGAAGGUCCUUGCCCUCCAAGGUUCCGAUGGCCUUGAUGAUGUGGGUGAGAUCCGUUGGCAGCUCCUCCUCUGCCUCUUCCUCAUCUUCACCAUUGUCUACUUCAGCCUUUGGAAGGGGGUCAAGACCUCCGGGAAGGUGGUUUGGGUGACGGCUACCUUCCCAUAUGUCGUUUUGCUCAUCCUCUUGAUUCGCGGCGCUACUCUUCCAGGAGCCUGGCGAGGAAUCAUCUUCUACUUGAAGCCCAACUGGGAGAAGCUCACUAGCACUGCCGUUUGGGUUGAUGCUGCAGCCCAGAUUUUCUUCUCUUUGGGUCCUGGAUUUGGAGUCCUCCUCGCUUUGGCCAGCUAUAACCCUUUCCACAAUAACUGUUAUCGUGACGCCAUUGUCACCAGUUUGGUCAACUGCCUCACCAGUUUCCUCUCCGGCUUCGUCAUCUUUACUGUUUUGGGAUACAUGGCCGAGAUGAGAGACGUGGAAGUGGAGGAUGUGGCAAAGGACAAAGGUCCCAGCCUCCUCUUCAUUACUUACCCAGAAGCCAUUGCCACUAUGGUCGGAUCAACCUUCUUCGCCAUCAUCUUCUUCUUCAUGAUGAUCACCUUGGGACUGGAUAGUACGUUUGGGGGCCUGGAGGCCGUGAUUACCGCCAUCAUGGAUGAAUAUCCCAAGACGCUGGGCAAGCAAAGGGAGGUCUUCGUCCUUGGACUCAUCAUCACCUCCUUCUUGGGGGCUCUGGCUACACUUACCAAUGGAGGGUCGUAUGUAGUGAAACUCUUGGAAGAGUUCGGAGCUGGAUGCUCCAUUUUAGCCAUCGUCUUCCUGGAAGCCAUUGCCGUCUCCUGGUUCUACGGCAUCCAGCAAUUCUGCAAAGAUGUGAAAUCUAUGCUGGGAUUUACUCCGGGUAUUUUUUGGCAGGUUUGCUGGGUUGCCAUUAGCCCAGCUUUCCUUGCGUUCAUCAUCAUCAGUUCCUUCUUGGAUCAGCCGCCUUUGACACUGUUCGAUUAUCAAUAUCCUGAUUGGAGUGUCUCCGUCGGGUAUCUCAUAAGUGCUUCCUCCUUCAUUUGCAUACCAAUUUACAUGGGAUAUAAAUUAAUCUGGACACCAGGAUCCCUGAAACAGCGCCUCGCCGUGUGCUUUCGGCCAGAGAAGGAGUCCCGAGAGCCGACCAUAGAGUUUGGAAGACUUCCUGUGGGCCCGUAACCCCACUUCCUGUCUGCUUGCUCCAGCUGGGAAUCAUCAUAAAGUUGAAGGACCAAGCCAACUGUGCCCUUUUAGGCAACUCUAUGGCAGCUCACUUCCUGCCAUCAGCUUCUAAGCAAAUCCAAGUCACAGAAUGUAAUUUUUAAAACCUGUUAGUUACUUUUGAAGCUUAGUUACUUCCAUUACUGUUUUGAAUGUAACUAAGUUACUCAAGGAACUGAAAUCAAGUAACUAAGUUAUAAAAUGAACUAAAUUACAGUAGUAACUAACUUAUGAAAGUAACUAAGAUACAAGUAACUGAAAUGGAACUAAAUUAUGGAAGCAACUAAUUUAUGAAAAGAACAAAAUUAUGAGUAACUGAAAUACAACUAAAUUAUGGAAGUAACUAUAAGUAACCAAAUGCAACCAAGUUAAAGAGUAACUAAAAUGAAAACUGAAAUGGGACUAAGUUAUGAAAAUAGCUAAGUUAUAUAAGUAACUGAAAAUUAUGUAAAAAACUUAUGUAAAUGGAACCUAUAUAACUUCAGUUAUGUAAGUUACAUACAUAACUGAAAUGGAACUAAAUUAUGAGAGUAACUGUAACACAAGUAACUAAAUGCAACAAAGUUGAACAGUACCUAAACCGAAAAAGACCUAAGUGAUGAAAGUAACUGUAAUACAAGUAAUUAAGUUACACAAUAACUAAACCAAAAUAGAACUAAGUUAUGUAAGUAACUGAAAUGGUACUGAGGCACAAAAGUAACUAAGUUAUAUGAUUAGCUGAAAUAGAUCUAAAUUAU
Molecule: messenger RNA, 2570 nt
Organism: Anolis sagrei ordinatus
Lineage: Eukaryota; Metazoa; Chordata; Lepidosauria; Squamata; Anolidae
Product: sodium-dependent serotonin transporter-like
Biological process (GO): serotonin uptake; sodium ion transmembrane transport
Cellular component (GO): plasma membrane; neuron projection
Molecular function (GO): serotonin binding; serotonin:sodium:chloride symporter activity
Source: RefSeq, a predicted model, not a curated record